AUGCGGGGACCAUCCUGGUAUCAGGGAGAGUCUCUAGCGUUGGUGCAGUUUCGAGCCGCCAUAGAGCAGCAGGCGUGGAGGGGGGGAUUGGAGCCGUGUGGGGAGCACGACUACACUUUCUUGAGUAAACUCAAAUGUCACAUCCUCCUUCCCUCCCUGACUCUUCUCUCUCCCACCACCCAGGCCAUAGAGCAGCAGGCGUGGAGGGGGGGAUUGGAGCCGUGUGGGGAGCACGACUACACUCUCUUGAGUAAACUCAAAUGUCACAUCCUCCUUCCCUCCCUGACUCUUCUCUCUCCCACCACCCAGGCCAUAGAGCAGCAGGCGUGGAGGGGGGGAUUGGAGUCGUGUGGGGAGCACGACUACACUCUCUUGAGAAAACUCAAAUGUCACAUCCUCCUUCCCUCCCUGACUCUUCUCUCUCCCACCACCCAGGCCAUAGAGCAGCAGGCGUGGAGGGGGGGAUUGGAGCCGUGUGGGGAGCACGACUACACUCUCUUGAGUAAACUCAAAUGUCACAUCCUCCUUCCCUCCCUGACUCUUCUCUCUCCCACCACCCAGGCCAUAGAGCAGCAGGCGUGGAGGGGGGGAUUGGAGCCGUGUGGGGAGCACGACUACACUCUCUUGAGUAAACUCAAAUGUCACAUCCUCCUUCCCUCCCUGACUCUUCUCUCUCCCACCACCCAGGCCAUAGAGCAGCAGGCGUGGAGGGGGGGAUUGGAGCCGUGUGGGGAGCACGACUACACUCUCUUGAGUAAACUCAAAUGUCACAUCCUCCUUCCCUCCCUGACUCUUCUCUCUCCCACCACCCAGGCCAUAGAGCAGCAGGCGUGGAGGGGGGGAUUGGAGUCGUGUGGGGAGCACGACUACACUCUCUUGAGUAAACUCAAAUGUCACAUCCUCCUUCCCUCCCUGACUCUUCUCUCUCCCACCACCCAGGCCAUAGAGCAGCAGGCGUGGAGGGGGGGAUUGGAGCCGUGUGGGGAGCACGACUACACUCUCUUGAGUAAACUCAAAUGUCACAUCCUCCUUCCCUCCCUGACUCUUCUCUCUCCCACCACCCAGGCCAUAGAGCAGCAGGCGUGGAGGGGGGGAUUGGAGUCGUGUGGGGAGCACGACUACACUCUCUUGAGUAAACUCAAAUGUCACAUCCUCCUUCCCUCCCUGACUCUUCUCUCUCCCACCACCCAGGCCAUAGAGCAGCAGGCGUGGAGGGGGGGAUUGGAGCCGUGUGGGGAGCACGACUACACUCUCUUGAGUAAACUCAAAUGUCACAUCCUCCUUCCCUCCCUGACUCUUCUCUCUCCCACCACCCAGGCCAUAGAGCAGCAGGCGUGGAGGGGGGGAUUGGAGCCGUGUGGGGAGCACGACUACACUCUCUUGAGUAAACUCAAAUGUCACAUCCUCCUUCCCUCCCUGACUCUUCUCUCUCCCACCACCCAGGCCAUAGAGCAGCAGGCGUGGAGGGGGGGAUUGGAGCCGUGUGGGGAGCACGACUACACUCUCUUGAGUAAACUCAAAUGUCACAUCCUCCUUCCCUCCCUGACUCUUCUCUCUCCCACCACCCAGGCCAUAGAGCAGCAGGCGUGGAGGGGGGGAUUGGAGCCGUGUGGGGAGCACGACUACACCCUCUCCCCCUCCAACCCUGCACACGUGAGCGGGAGGAUACCAGAGGCGCUGCAGGGCACGCUGUACCGCUGUGGCCCGGGGCGAAUUCGCGUGGGCGGGUCCAAGUUUGGUCACUGGUUCGAUGGCGAUGGCAUGGUCUACGCCUUGCAUCUGGACGGCCCAACCGGUACGGCAAGGUUUGUUUGCAAGUGGGUGCGCACUUCAGCCCUGGAGCAGCGGGGCGGACCAGAGGUGCAGGCAGGGGAGGGGGGCGAACGAGUGGGGGAGGAAAAGGAGGACACGGGGAUACGCGUGAAGGGUGCAUGGACACAGGCCACUGCUGGAGGGGCGCUCAAGAACGUUGGGCUGCCAGCUAACCCUGUCAACACCAGGUGCGCAUCAUCCACUCCGCAGGAAAGCUGCUGGCUCUAUGCGAGCGCGGCCCGCUAUUCCUCCUCAACUCCACCCACUCCCCCUUUUUCUCCACACCUUCCUUCCACCUCCCCACCUCCCCCCACCAGCAUCAUCCACUUUGCAGGAAAGCUGCUGGCUCUGUGCGAGGGCGGCCCGCCAUUCCUUCUGGACGCACAAUCGCUGAGCACGCUCGGCCCCUACUCCUUCCCCAACCUGGCUUUGCCCUUCUUCUCCGCGCACCCCAAGCUCGACCCAACUACUGGAGAGCUGUUCAACUUUGGCAGUGUGCUGUUUGGCAUGCAGCCAUUCGCAAUCGCAGCGGACGGGCAGCAAACGCGCAUGGGCGCGCUACAGGGCUCGCCAGAGGUGGCUCUCGUGCACGACUGUGCCAUGUCGUCUCGCUUCCUCGUCUUCACCAUCCCUCCCUACGCCGCCUCUGCUGCUGACGUCGCUCAGAUGCUAGCAGGGCAGCAGUCGCUGGGAAACAGGUUCACGUACGACGAGUCAAAGCCCACGAGGGUGGUGGUGGUGGGGAAGGAGAGCCUAUCAGUGGAGGUGCAGAUGGACGUGUGGCCGCCCUUCUCCAACUACCACUUCUGCAACGCCUGUGAGGAGGGUGACAAGUUGCACGUGCUGCUGACUGUCCUGUCCCCUUUCUCCAACUACCACUUCUGCAACGCCUAUCAGGAGGGUGACAAGUUGCACGUGCUGCCGACUGUCCUGCACCUCACACACGAGGGUGGUGAUGGUGGUGGUGGUGGUGGUGGUGGUGGUGGUGGUGGUGGUGGUGGUGGUGGUGGUGGUGGUGGUGGUGGUGGUGGUGGUGGUGGUGGUGGUGGUGGUGGUGGUGGUGGUGGUGGUGGUGGUGGUGGUGGUGGUGGUGGUGGUGGUGGUGGUGGUGGUGGUGGUGGUGGUGGUGGUGGUGGUGGUGGUGGUGGUGGUGGUGGGCAGGGAGAGUCUGAUGGUCCACGAGACGGGCUGGAAGGGGUGUUCAAGGACAUGUACGGGGGCACAUGGCAGCGCAGCAACCAGUGCUCUGUGUGGGAGCUAGUCUUCGACACCAACACUUUUGAUCUCCUCUCCCGCUGCCCGUCUCCCACCGCCCAUCUCCCCCCACUCUUCUCCCACCAGGACGGCCCAAGAGAUGGGUUGGAGGGAGUGUUCAAGGACAUGUAUGGAGAGUCAUGGCAGCGCGGCAACCAGUGCUCUGUGUGGGAGCUCGUCUUUGACACCAACACCUGGGACCUCCUCUCCCGCCGCCGAGCCAUGCAUUCCGAACCUGGCACGCGAGGUCCGGUGCUAGGCAUGGAGUUUGCCGUAGUAAACCCUGCUUACACGAGCAGAAAGAGCAGGUACCUGUACGUGCUGGGGUCCAUGCCAGAGAGGGAGAGGGAGGAGCGGUGGAGCAAGGGCGGCUUGGGAGAUGGCGUGUGGUAUGGAGGAGCAGGAGAGCAGGGGGAGGAGGGCGGCGAGGGGGAGGAGGGAGUGGAGGGAGUGGAGGGGGAGGAAGGAGGGGAGGGGGGUAAGGGGGAGGAGGGAGAGGGUGAUGAAGAGGAAGGGAAGGGGAUGGGUGUGUAUGGGUACUUGAACUGUAUUCAGAAGUACGAUCUGCAGACGAAGCAAGUGACCACUCACGUCACGCCACCUGGCUGCUACGUCAACGAGUGCAGCUUCAUUCCGAACAGUGGCACUGAUAACGAUGACGCCAGUAACGAGGACGCCUCUAAGGAGGACGACGGGUAUCUGGCCGCGUUUGUGUAUGAUCCAUCACGGCACAAGUCGCAUGUGGUGGUGCUGGAUGCGAGGGAUGUGGCCGCACCCCCGGUGGCAGUGGUGCAUUUACAUUCACAUGUGCCGUACCACUUUCACGGCACCUGGGCUGUUAAAGCCGUAGUGCAUCAGGGAGGCCUUUGA
Messenger RNA from Closterium sp. Naga37s-1, 3936 nucleotides. Lineage: Eukaryota; Viridiplantae; Streptophyta; Zygnematophyceae; Desmidiales; Closteriaceae. The record is from the annotation of a GenBank genome assembly.